This is a messenger RNA of Haemonchus placei, 1146 nucleotides long. The record is from the annotation of a GenBank genome assembly. Lineage: Eukaryota; Metazoa; Nematoda; Chromadorea; Rhabditida; Trichostrongylidae.
UUGACUAGUGCAGAGAAGGCCUAUCUCACCUUCGUAUCAACAGUGCAUCAACAGAUCCGCCUCCAGCCGAGAAGGUCACUUUUUCGUAACAGUACAAGGAGCAGUGUAUCGUUAUACAAUAAUGGCAGAACUUUCAGGUUUGCAUUUGCCUUGUCACAUAUCUCUCAAACGGGCAGCGUCUAUAUUACCGUCUCUGUUACUAUAGAACGAUAUUUAGCAGUUUGCCAUCCUAGGCGCAGUAAACAAAUGUGUAAUCCGGGAGGAGCUGCAUGGACGAUUCUGGGCGUUACCACAUUUGCAGUAUUAUUCAAUGCCACGAAGUUUUUUGAGCUAGAGGUCACUGUCAAUCCCGCCUGUCCUGAAGGAAAAGACUGGCAAAGUUACAUACUGCUGCCAUCAGUGAUGGCAGCGAACCCACUUUAUCAACAGGUGUAUGCGUUAUGGCUUACCAAUAUAGUGAUGGUCUUUCUACCAUUUCUCACUCUGCUCAUUUUAAAUGCCUAUAUCGCUUACACGAUCCGAAGAAGUUUGAAGAAAUUCGAUAAUCAUCAGCAGAAACUACCGGAUCGAAGUGAACUGAAAGAGAAAAGUAGAGAAGCGACACUUGUAUUGGUGAUUAUCGUCUGUAUUUUCCUUAUAUGUAAUUUUUGGGGUUUCGUUCUGACUCUCCUUGAACGGAUUGUCGAUCAUGAAACUUUGAUGGUGAAAUAUCAUGCUUUUUAUACUUUCUCUCGAGAAGCAAUCAACUUCCUGGCAAUAAUUAAUUCGUCGAUUAAUUUUGUUAUUUACAUAGUAUUCGGUAGAGAAUUCAGGAAGGAGUUGGUUAUUGUUUACGGUUGCGGAAUGCGUAGUAUUACUAUGCGAUUACCGGUACAGGACAAGUUUAAUAUAUGGCGAACUUGGGGCAAGCGGGCCAGAGAAGUGCGGCAGUCGAUCCGUGGUAAAAAUAAUCUAAGCGCUCGAAUGUCAUCGGCUACAUCAAACCUGGAAUUCUGCACACUCGAUCAUCUAGAGCAGUCUCGAAUCGUACAGGAAUCCAAAGACGUAAAUGGGCAGCAUUCAAGGAAAAACAGUUCACCGAAUCGCGUAGUUCAGAAAGGCUCGGGUGCGCAGUACAAUUCAAUGAACGAGGAACGAGCAGAAUAA